UACUGGCUUCGUCUGUACGCUUUUUUGGCAGGAGGUGCUGAACACAGCAACAAAUCUAAAGUACAUUCGACCUUCUUUUCGGGAAAUAACAAAACUAUUUCUCACAAUAUUUAUAUAAAGCCGAACAUAAAAUUUAUACUGAAUAUUUAAACAACGUUCCUGCUGCUUAAGUGCCCAAACGUACUUGUUUCACUUGACAUCUACGAUUUCAAGGAGUAUAUUCGGACAAAAAUAUGAGAAAAAGAAUGAUGGCAUGGCAGUAGCAGUGGUGGUCUAGUUGUGUGUGAGCCGGUGGACGGCUCUGGGUCUGGUGUAAGAGGGUUGGAGCGAGGAAGAGUUUGUGGAGAUGAAGGUGGGACAGAAGAACUCAGUAUGUAUCCUGUCAAGUCGAGAGCGAGGAGCACGAGGCCUUGCCUCACACAGGAUCCUACAGCAGCUUGUAGAGGAAAAGACACAGCGCAUGAAAUGGCAAAGCCAGAAAGUGGAGUUACCAGACAGCCCUCGCUCAACCUUUCUUCUGGCCUUCAGUCCAGAUAGGUCUUUAAUGGCCUCGACCCAUGUGAACCACAACAUCUACAUCACAGAGGUUAAGACCGGAAAGUGUGUUCACUCUCUAGUGGGUCACCGCCGGACACCCUGGUGCCUGACCUUUCACCCUAGCAUCCCUGGCCUUAUUGCUUCUGGCUGCCUGGAUGGAGAGGUCCGAAUCUGGGACCUGCAUGGAGGCAGUGAGAGCUGGCUCACAGAGAGUAACUCAGCAAUUGCAUCCCUUGCUUUCCAUCCUACUGCUCAGCUGUUGCUCAUUGCCACCAACAAUGAGCUACAUCUGUGGGACUGGAGUCGGAAGGAGCCCUUUGCUGUGGUGAAGACUGGUAGCGAGACAGAGAGAGUCAGGUUGGUGAGGUUUGAUCCGUUGGGUCAUAAUCUUCUAACUGCCAUUGUAAACCCUUCAAACCAACAGAAUGAUGAUGAUCCUGAGAUUCCAAUGGACAGUGUGGAGAUGCCUCAUCUCCGUCAGCGCUCUUUCCUCCAGUCCCAGCCUGUAAGACGCACACCUAUCUUGCACAAUUUUUUGCAUAUCCUCACUUCCCGCAACUCCGUCCCUCAGGCUGGAGGCACUCUCGCUGCUUCCAGUGAUGAGGCGUCUGAUUCGUCUGGGCGUUAUGCUGUUUUGAGGGCUCGAUCCCGGCUGCCGUACCAUGGUUGCGUUCAGCCACUCGGAGUAGUGUGUUUCUGUAGCCGUUGCUCAUCAACACGGGUUCCGUCUCCGCCUGACGAGGACCCUUCAGACUCUGCCUCCCUGGAGGGGCAAUCACACGCAUCCACCUUUUCUUCUGCACGCACAGAGCCGCGAAUACCACGGCUUCCCACUGAAUCUUAUGCUUCAAAUCGGCCCUCAGCAUUUAGCUGCGUGUAUGGUGGCGGGAGCAACGUGCGGAACAUUUCUUCUAGCUCUGGGAGGAGGGGAGUGUCUGGAAUGGCACCCAUCCCACCUUUCCGGCAGCAACCACCAGGCAGGGAAGAUGGAAGCCGUCUCCCUGGGGCAGAUUGGGUAGGCUGUGUGCUUAAUGGACGAGGUAGUAGUAUGACUCCACCCAGAACCAGCGCUUCCUCUGUCAGCCUGCUUUCUGUCCUGCGACAGCAAGGGACUUCUAGCCAGUCACCUGUUUACACCUCAUCUAGUGAUGGAUGGGGCCUUCCUCGUAGCAGCGGCAGCACAUCAGGGACUAGUUCUAGCGGGCACCGCCCACCAGAGGAAGAGGGCCACAGCAGCCCUUCUUCCAUCCGCAGUGUUCUUCAGUGUAACCUUAACCGCUAUUUCAUGGAGUAUGAUCGAAUGCAGGACCCUGUGCAGCCUCAAGAGGGCAACAGACAGGACCAACAGACUCAGGAAAUGCUGAAUAACAACAUGGACCCAGAGCAACCAGGUCCAUCUCAUUACCAGCCACUCUACGGUGGCGAAAACCCUUCACGCAGUCACAUGAACCGCUGUAGAGUCUGUCACAACCUUUUCACCUACAAUCAGGGCACUAGGCGCUGGGAGAGAACAGGUCAGGAGACAUCUGCUGAGAGAAAUGCAGCUUGGCAACCUACAAGCCCUGCCCUCCACAGUGUAGCCCCAGUCUCUCAUUCUGAUCAUGACCUACUUGAACACAGACCCAUGGAGCCCAGCCCAGACGCCCCAGAGCCUCAUAUUCCCUUUUCCCGCAGCACAGCUACUGGUCAGCACGAGGAGCAGACCGUUGGGCUGGUCUUCAACCAGGAAACUGGACAACUGGAGCGUGUUUACAGGCAGUCUGCCACCUCUCGCUCAACAAAUGUACCACAAGAAGCCUUAAACCAGGAAAUGCCUGAAGACGCGCCGGAUGACGAUUACUUACGCAGGAGGCUGCUGGAGUCAUCCAUGAUGUCUCUUUCCAGAUACAACGUCUCUGGAUCACGAGACCACCCCAUCUAUCCCGAUCCGGCCAGGUUGUCCCCUGCAGCAUAUUACGCACAGCGUAUGAUCCAGUAUCUGUCUCGGCGUGACAGCAUUCGCCAGCGCUCUCAACGUCCCUCCAGCAGACCCCGACCCCUGUCCUCCAAUCCCAGCAGCCUCUCCCCUGGCCCUGCACCCAGCGUGGAGAGCAACGAAGUUGACUUUGAGGAGUUUGAGGACAAUGGAAGCAGACAUAGGGCUCCUCGUAACGCACGCAUGUCUGCCCCCUCCCUUGGUCGCUUUGUGCCCAGGCGGUUCCUCCUGCCAGAGUUUUUGCCGUAUGCUGGAAUCUUCCAUGAGCGAGGACAGCCGGGCCUGGCAACACACUCAUCCGUCAAUAGGGUCCUCGCAGGUGCUGUAAUUGGGGACGGUCAAUCUGCAGUGGCCAGCAACAUAGCUAACACAACAUAUCGUCUCCAGUGGUGGGACUUCACCAAAUAUGACUUGCCUGAGAUCAGUAAUGUGUCGGUAAAUGUGUUGGUGCCCAACUGUAAGAUCUACAAUGACGCGAGCUGUGAUAUCUCAGCAGACGGGCAGCUGCUGGCUGUGUUCAUUCCCAGCAGUCAGAGGGGUUUUCCUGAUGAGGGCAUCUUGGCUGUGUACUCCCUGGCCCCACACAACCUGGGAGAGAUGCUCUACUCCAAGAGAUUUGGUCCAAAUGCCAUCUCUCUCAGUUUGUCUCCGAUGGGUCGUUACGUGAUGGUGGGUCUGGCGUCUCGCCGCAUCCUGCUGCAUCAGAUCACUGAUCACAUGGUGGCACAGGUCUUCAGACUGCAGCAGCCCCACGGAGGAGAGACGUCCAUGAGGAGGGUGUUUGAUGUGGUGUAUCCAAUGGCCCAAGACCAGCGGAGACACAUCAGUAUAAAUUCUGCACGCUGGCUGCCAGAACCGGGGCUUGGGCUUGCUUAUGGAACCAACAAAGGAGAUCUGGUCAUCUGCAGACCUGUUGAUGUACACUCAGAUAGCAACGGCACUUCUGAACACUCUGAGAGAAUAUUCACCAUCAAUAAUGGUGGAGGGGUUGGAACCAGUAGCAGCAGGGCUGGAGACAGAGCAGGGAACAGCAGGACUGAUUGGAGGUCCCACAGAGAGAUAGGUCUGAUGAAUGCGAUUGGUCUGCAGCCACGACAUCCUGCCCCCACUGUUACAUCACAGGGGACGCAGACACAGACUCUGCGGUUACAGAAUGCAGAGACACAAACAGACCGUGACCUUCCAGAUGAACCUCAGCUGCCCAGCACUUCUCAGGGGUCACAGGUUACUGAUGCCGCAGACACCUUGGAUUUAGAGAUUCUUCCAGAGGAUUCUGGGUCUGAGGUGGUACCAGAGACGCCCCCCCACAGUCGACCUCAGGAAGACGAAGGGUCAGAUCUCACUGAACCCAGCACAGACAGCACAGGUCAGGCUGAGUAUGUUUCUCAUAUCCGAAGGCUAAUGGCUGAGGGAGGGAUGACAGCGGUUGUCCAGCGUGAGCAGAGCACCACAAUGGCUUCCAUGGGCAGCUUUGGCAACAACAUCGUCGUCAGCCACCGAAUCCACCGUGGCUCCCAGACAGGAGCGGGCGCACAAAGCCAUACUGGUUUGAGCCCCACCCCUGGGUCCUCCUCGACUGCCCCUGAGACUUUGGCUGGAGCUGCAGGUUCGUACUCCCGCGUCCUCUCCAGCACGCUGGGGCUUCAUACCGGCACCACUCGGGGCACCUCUACAGACAUAGACCUAACGCCCCUCGUAGAACAGGAAAGACUUCACACGUCCCUCCUUUCACAGGAGUUUUCACCUGUUUUCUCAUCUGCUCCAGACAUAAAUGGACCUUCCGCUUCCAUGCAAACAGACAAUGUCUUGGAGGGGGAGGAGCUCCAAGACUUUGCAUCCCUCCCUCCGUCUUUACUCUCAUCCUCACCCUCUCUUUCUCCAGUGAAUAACAGUAACUACAGCAACAGCGAUAGUAGUUAUCACGGAGACCAAUAUAGGCGGUAAAAGCGGCGGAGUUUGGAGAGGAAACCAACAAUUUGAAACCAGCCAAGAAGAGAAAAGACCACACAACAGAAAUUUCCGGAAAUAUUUGCGCUCGACCCAUGUGUUCCUCUCUCUUCUCGCCAUCAGCGUUCAUAUGUCACAUCUGCUCUGACACGGUCUAGUGAAUAAUGAAAGGACAAAAAAGUAGUAGUUUCCUGCUCAGCUUAAACUCUGCAAUGAAUUCAGACCAUUCCAUGUUGUACGUUAAUCAGCCUUGCUGAAGUUUCCAGUGGGGGUCUUUGACUGCCUGUUGUCCAUCAUGAUCAAAGUGUAGAUACACGUACAGAGUAAGGAGUGUGAAUAGCAGAGAGACAGAGCAUCGCUUUGCAAUCAGUCUUUAGUCUGUUGAGGAACAUUUGUUCAACUAAACGCUUUGUUCCUCUACAUCCUCUUUCAAAUAAAACAUUUUGGAUUCCAGUUGGGAGCUGCUGCUUUGAGCAGAAAGGUAAAAUUUCCUUGGACAGGCCAGUAGUCCAAAAAGAUUCAAAACCUUGUCACAUUCUGAACAACUUAAUUAUAUUACUGUUGGUUAGUUUAUCGAGUCAUUGCUGUUUUAGAUGAUGACUGGUGCAUUUUAGUUCAGGUUUUUAUGAAGUUGAAAAGACCACACCCUUUUUUUAGGCCUUUGGAAAGAAGGUAAGAAAGAAGACAGAGGUGUACACAAGUUUUAUAUUUUGUACUGUAUAGUUUAAUUCUGUGGCAUUAAGGGGUGAGAAAAAAAAAAAAUUUCUGUCAUCAUUUACUCACCCUCAUGUUGUUC
Sinocyclocheilus anshuiensis is the source of this 5255-nucleotide messenger RNA. RefSeq names its product activating molecule in BECN1-regulated autophagy protein 1-like. Gene Ontology annotation, biological process: autophagosome assembly; mitophagy. The record is from RefSeq and is a predicted model, not a curated record. Gene Ontology annotation, cellular component: intracellular membrane-bounded organelle; Cul4-RING E3 ubiquitin ligase complex. Bases 347 to 4456 code for a protein of 1369 amino acids. Gene Ontology annotation, molecular function: ubiquitin-like ligase-substrate adaptor activity; protein binding. The transcript has 19 exons. NCBI's taxonomy places the organism in Eukaryota, Metazoa, Chordata, Actinopteri, Cypriniformes, Cyprinidae.